Molecule: messenger RNA, 538 nt
Organism: Triticum aestivum (bread wheat)
Lineage: Eukaryota; Viridiplantae; Streptophyta; Magnoliopsida; Poales; Poaceae
Exons: 2
Coding region: 86-496 (136 amino acids)
Source: RefSeq, a predicted model, not a curated record
CAUCUAGCUAAACAAUCAGCCCACCUCCACCUCUCCCUCCUCCUCUACAGGAGACCAGGAGGGUGUGGCGCUCAUCCACGGCGUCAUGGCCAUGGAUGGCUGCCACGAGCCCCUACCUUUGACCUAUAAGGGCACCCCCACACCCCACCGAAACCCUAGCCCCUCGCAUCUCUCUCCCUCGCGCCCCCUCCUUCUGCGCCCGCCGACGUCGCGGCGCCCUGACCGGUCCGCCUCUGCCCCGCCGACCUCCUCGCCGUCAUCCACGGCCACCGUCGUCUCCGGCGUGCGGGAGCACGUCCAGGAGGUCCGCCGCGGCCGGAUCCGUCCGCUCCGGGGAUCGCCUCAAGCCGGGACGGUCCGUGUGCUCGCCAUCGAGCCCUUCUCCGCCGCGGACGUCACCAACUCGUCGCCGUUGCCACUGCUCCGGGCCGCCUCCGACCUUCUAACCUCGUCCAUGAGAACCGGGACCCUGAGACCGCUGCCGGUACCCCUGUGAUCGACUACAUCGACAACGAACCCUUCUUGCCAGAGCAACCAG